This is a messenger RNA of Camelina sativa (false flax), 1486 nucleotides long. RefSeq names its product WAT1-related protein At5g40210. The record is from RefSeq and is a predicted model, not a curated record. Gene Ontology annotation, molecular function: transmembrane transporter activity. Gene Ontology annotation, cellular component: membrane. Lineage: Eukaryota; Viridiplantae; Streptophyta; Magnoliopsida; Brassicales; Brassicaceae.
GUGUAAGGUAAGGAGAAUAAUGAAUUGAAAAGUUGUCAAAUUCCAGUUACCAAAAAAUAAAUAAUAAAUCAAAAGAGGUUGAAGUUGAGAUUUGUAGGCUCCUAAAUUGGUCAAAAACUCAAAGCAUAGUUUCAGAUUAAGACAAUAAUAAUAAUAAAAAAAUGUCUGGGAGAUUAUGUCAAAGAGACAGCGGGAUCAUGACGGCGAUGGUGGCGGUGGUUGUCUCCGACGUCGGAAUGAAUACUCUGUUUAAAGCAGCAAGCUCAAAGGGAAUGAGCUCUUAUGUAUUCUUAGUCUACUCAUAUGGAAUCGGAGCUCUUCUUCUUCUUCCUUCUCCUUUCAUCACCCACAGGUCAAGAUCUCUUCCACCGUUAAAGUUCUCAGUUCUUUGUAAAAUGGGACUUCUUGGAUUACUUGGAUGUGUGUAUCUGAUGUUGGGAUACACAGGAAUCAAAUAUAGUUCUCCUACUUUAGCAUCAGCAAUGAGUAAUCUUACUCCUGCUUUCACUUUCAUCUUCGCUAUUCUCUUCGGAAUGGAGAAGGUAUCAAUGAGGAAAAAUAGCAGUGUAGCCAAAGUAGUUGGCACUAUAGUUUCGAUAGUGGGUGCACUUGUGGCCACUCUAUACCAUGGUCCCAUCAUCUUCACCGCAUCUCAACCAUCCGUUUAUCUUCCUCAGCCUCUUACGCCGCCUCCAUCAUCACCGUCGAAUACUAAUUGGGUCAUCGGUGGAGGACUUUUAGCACUUGAGUACACUCUCAUCGCGGUCUCUUAUAUCAUUCAGACGCAUAUAAUGAGGGAGUAUCCAUCAGAAUUUGCGUUGGCACUUUCCCACAAUGUAUGCGUUUCAGUGUCUUGUGCAUUUGUUAGUUUAUUCGCCGAAAAGAACAAUCCGAGCGCAUGGAUUAUGAGAUCGAAAAUUAUGUUGAUAUGCAUCAUUGCAACGGGGAUGGUAAAUUCGACUGGCUAUGUUGUUGAGUCAUGGACAGUGCGACAUAAGGGGCCAGUGUUCCUAGCAAUGUUCAGGCCAUUAGCUAUAUUAACCGCUGUGGUACUAGGAGCAAUAUUUCUAGGCGAUUCACUCUAUCUCGGAAGUGUGAUCGGUGGAACAUUGAUUUCGAUCGGUUUCUAUACGGUUAUGUGGGGAAAAGCAAAGGAGGAGAAGGCUGAUAUCGAAACUAAUGUAGCUACAUCGUCGAAUUCAAAGAGAAUUCCGCUUUUGAUGAAUUAUGCCGCAGAGAAAGAAGUGUAACAUUGUAACAUUUUGAAGUCGUAUAUAGCAACAAUUCAUUUUCAGGGUUUCAAAGUCAAAUAGCAAAUGGCUUUAAUUAGUAGUUUAGCCUAAUCUAAUUUUCCAAAGCAUACUGGUAUGAUUAGGAUCGAAGAGUUUUCCUCAUAGAUAUCAUUGUUGGAAAUUCAGGCAACAACCUAUUUCCUUGUAUGAACUCAUUUUUGGAAAUGCAGGUAACAACAAUACUUGUAUGAUUA